AUGUUUUCCCGUCCAGAUCACAUCUUGCCUCGAUAUGGCGAUUUCAUCUACAAGACACUACUUUGUACCAACGCCUUGCAGUACCUGUUCAAGUUUCACGUUCCCCAGCCGACUUGUGUCUUCUGUGGCUCGAACGAAACGUACCACCACUUUCUGUUCAUUUGCCGGUACGGCCAAUCUGUGUGGCAGUACUUCAAGAAUAUACAGCAAGUUUUGGAGUGUCCAUUCCCGCGCAACGAACUCGAACUGUUUUUCGAGCUCCCCAAGCCGCCGGAUGGCUAUUACGUCCGUGGGUAUCUGAAGCGCGCCGAUCUCAUGUUUCGUCCCGACCUGCCAUUGAAGACUCCAUUGGAAACGGCAAUUCAUGCCGCCAACCUCAUUUACCUUAACUUGACGAUUCUUCUCCGGGAUUUACCUCCCCAGAAGGGCUACACGAAAGUCUUCAACGUCCUGCGAGUGCUAUCCGACAUCCGUGGUUGA
Molecule: messenger RNA, 480 nt
Organism: Aphanomyces invadans
Lineage: Eukaryota; Oomycota; Saprolegniomycetes; Saprolegniales; Verrucalvaceae
Exons: 2
Coding region: 1-480 (159 amino acids)
Source: RefSeq, a predicted model, not a curated record